Messenger RNA from Oppiella nova, 595 nucleotides. The record is from the annotation of a GenBank genome assembly. NCBI's taxonomy places the organism in Eukaryota, Metazoa, Arthropoda, Arachnida, Sarcoptiformes, Oppiidae.
AUGGCUACCGGUGCUCAACUACCGGUGCCACUCAUUGACUUUCGGACUAAUAAAUCAUUGACUAUAAGUACCUACAAGUACUAUGCCUUUCAAAACCAGGCGACACAAGAUUACCUGAUUUGGUGCGGAAAUACCGGUGCCAUUUCCAACGCACCCGUCAAGAGUAACUCGUCGUUUUGGCACACAUUUCAGAAACUGGAGGUCCCGGCCGGCAAUUACUACCGGUUCACACACGGAGACCCCUCAUUAAAUUGCCGACACGUGUCCAAAAAACUGGAGGUCCCGGCCGGCAAUUACUACCGGUUCACACACGGAGACCCCUCAUUAAAUUGCCGACACGUGUCCAAAGUAUCGGCCGCACCUAUCAGUGGAUACGUAUUGCUGUUUAACAAGGACUGCGGUGGCGAUACUAAUCCGAAUGUUGACGAUAGUGCUAAUGGACACUCGAUAAACUGUGUGCCACCGCCUGCUGAUAUGAACAACCCUGGUCCGUUGUAUUAUUGGAAAAUUAUUCCUCAACCUAAAAAAUGAAUUGCUAUUUAAUUUUUUUUAAAUUUUAAUAAAGUUAUUUACAUUCAUGCGAACAUAAUAUCUA